Messenger RNA from Rhinopithecus roxellana (golden snub-nosed monkey), 3374 nucleotides. It is a transcript of the gene COPS7B, whose product is annotated as COP9 signalosome subunit 7B. Gene Ontology annotation, biological process: COP9 signalosome assembly. Lineage: Eukaryota; Metazoa; Chordata; Mammalia; Primates; Cercopithecidae. The record is from RefSeq and is a predicted model, not a curated record. The transcript is spliced from 8 exons. Gene Ontology annotation, cellular component: COP9 signalosome. The coding region runs from base 946 to 1767 and encodes 273 amino acids.
ACCUCAGGUGAUGUGCCUGCUUUGGCCUCCCAAAGUGCUGGGAUUACAGGCGUGAGCCACCGCGCCCAGCAGUUGCCACUACGUUUGUUCGAGAUCUCACAAUGUCUUAUCUAGAAUAAAUCGGUCCCCUCACCGGAGGUUUUCCCUGCCUCCAGUUCUCUCCACAUCCAAUCCAUUCCUAAAGCACCUAGCAUGACCACUCUAAAAAGGCAAUUAUUCAUACCUCUUCUUAGCUUAAAAAGCCUAAGUAGUUCCCCAGUACCUGGCAUGUGGAUUCCAAGACCCUUGAUGACCUGACUCCAGCUCUGUACCCCUCAUUUCUCACUCUUGAAAACCCUGGGGUCAAACCACUCUGGGUUUCUUUUUGACAUCAGUAUAUGCUGCACAGUGCAAACCUCUGUGACAAUGGGCACUACUCCCCUUUUUGCCUGUUUUUUCUUCCUCAACCUCUUGUCUUCUGUGCUUCCAAAGUGUUGUCAUAUGUUCCUCAUAGCAUUUAACACAUUGGAGCUUUUGAGGGGAAGAACUUUGUUUUAUCUUUGAGAGAGAAAAUGCAGCCUGAGGGGAGGAUGUGGGGCCCAGGAGGGCGAUGGCGACGGUUGGGCUGCAGUACCGUCUAGGCCGCAUUCCUCUCCUUGGGCGCCUAGCCACCCCGUCCCCGCCGGGUUCCCGGGCUGCAGCCUCUUCUCCGCCCCCUCAUCCCCACUUCCCCACCGGAGGUCUAAGAGAGUAGACGCGGCGGGUGGAACCUUGUGUGGGCGGAACGCGAGUGCAGCGGUGGGAGGCUUCCGGGGGAGCUGCACGGGCGACGGGUCGGCGGAGGCAGAAAAGCGCCGGACGCCGGGGUGAUCAUGGACGCUUGACAACCUGCGGGCAGGCGCCGGGAGGCCGAGCCAGCGACUAAGAGGACCGAGAGGUGGCUCGGACAGAUUUCAAGGCCAGAGGAUGGCAGGGGAACAGAAACCCUCAAGUAACCUCCUGGAGCAGUUUAUUUUACUAGCCAAAGGUACCAGUGGCUCAGCCCUCACUGCUCUCAUAAGCCAGGUCUUAGAGGCUCCUGGAGUGUAUGUCUUUGGAGAACUUCUGGAGCUGGCCAACGUGCAGGAGCUUGCGGAAGGAGCUAAUGCUGCUUAUUUGCAGUUGUUGAACCUGUUUGCCUAUGGGACAUACCCAGAUUACAUAGCCAACAAGGAGAGCCUGCCAGAACUGAGCACAGCUCAGCAGAACAAGCUGAAGCAUCUUACCAUCGUGAGCUUGGCAUCAAGAAUGAAGUGUAUCCCCUACUCCGUGUUGCUGAAAGACCUGGAAAUGCGGAAUCUUCGGGAACUAGAAGACCUCAUCAUUGAGGCUGUCUACACUGACAUCAUCCAGGGCAAGCUGGACCAGCGAAACCAGCUGCUGGAAGUGGAUUUCUGCAUUGGCCGUGACAUCCGAAAGAAGGAUAUCAAUAAUAUUGUCAAGACCCUGCAUGAAUGGUGUGAUGGCUGUGAAGCAGUUCUGCUGGGCAUCGAGCAGCAAGUUCUGAGAGCCAACCAGUACAAAGAGAACCAUAACCGAACUCAGCAGCAGGUUGAAGCAGAGAGGGAAAAACGUGAAGUCCCCCUCCUGAAUCUUAUAACAGCAGCUUUCUUCUGGUUACCAACAUCAAGAAGACACUCAAAGCCACCGCAUCCUCCUCGGCUCAGGAGAUGGAGCAGCAGCUGGCUGAACGGGAGUGUCCACCUCACGCUGAGCAGAGGCAGCCCACCAAGAAGAUGUCCAAAGUGAAAGGUCUGGUCUCCAGCCGCCACUAGGGCCGGCUGGGGCAGCUGGCACUCACCAGGCCUGGGUCAGGUGGGGAGGGGACACCAAGGGCCCAUUUCCUCCCCUCUCUACCUGCAGUGAGUUCCAGACCUGCCCGUCCCCUCACCAGCGCCUCCCCACCCUGUUGGUACUGUUCCAGAAAAACUGUUAACUCCCCCUCACCCACUCCCUCCUUCCCCAGUUGUUCCCUUCAGACUCAGGGGCUCCACCGAUGCCAUCCCAACAGGGUCAGACACUGCCCAGCUUCCCUCCAGGAGGUUCUUGUCUCUGUGUAAGGGCUUGUGUUCCUCCCAGUUUUUCUUUUGCUCCAUGUCAUUUUGUCAGGCUGGUUAUAAGCUGGAGGCAGCUUUAACCAGCCCCCAGGGAUGAUUGUGAAGGAGGCCCCUCCCCUUGUGAGGAGGGGGCGCUCCUCUCCAGCCCCUCCUACCACAGUCCUCACGAUGGUGCAGCGAUCUCUAGCCAGGCGUCAAGAUGCGCUGCUUUCCCUCUCCUGCCUCAUCCCUUGUUGGCAGCUCCAGUUCAGGCCGUGGAGGGACGUGAUGCUGCGCUAUGUUUACUAAACCCACGGGUUUUCAGCCUCUUAAGCCCAGCUCCGAUCUCCAAUUAGUUGGGAGCGCUGGGUUGACUAACCUCUGGUAUCUGAGCACAGACAGAGGGUGCUGUGGGUCUGCUGGGUGCAGAAAUGGUUCCUUCCGGCGUGGCGUUCUCUCCUGGCCGCUCCUCCUGCUGCCUCUGACUACUCAGCCUUGUUUUCGGUGUGUAGGCCCCAGCUGCCCACUGGAACUGCCGGCUAAUGCUUGCUCUCCCGAGAUCUUUAACUCCUCCUGGCUGCACCUGGGUAGGGAUGGUGGCACCGAUGCCCCUCUGUCUGCUGAAGGACCUGUUGCUGCUUCUGUCUUUUCACCCCUCCACGGCUGAUGACCUAGAGCCCUCUGAUGAUGGCAUUCUCCUGGCAAGAGAAAAGGACUUAACUAGACUUCUGAACUUGAACAGUUUCAGGUUAUAUUUUAAUUUUUUUUUUUUUUGUACAGGUUCUGAUUCUAAUACAUUUCAACAUGGUUUUGUCCCUCCUCGUGUCAAUAUUUGUUAUAGACUAAUCGCCGGGGAUUUUUCACCUGGUUGGAGGGUGGUGCGUGUGUGUGUGUGUGUGUGUGCAAGUGUGUAAGGGGAGGUGGAGGUCCUGGACUGAUAUUAAAGUUCAUUGAGGAAAAAGCACAUUUUACAACAAAAAAAUAAAGUAUAGAUUUAAUGUAUGUGACUGGGGUUUGGGGUGCAUAAGAUCUUGAGGGGCUGGGAUUAGGGUGGUUCAGGAAAAUGUGAUACUGUUUCCCCAUGUUUAGCCAUGGUCAAACAAUGGAUUUCUCCUUUUUCUAAAAUGUCCAGCAACUGCCUACUGUUGAUCAAAUGUUGAAGUAUUCUUGUUUCCUUUUUAAGCCAGUCCAUGUGCCCAUAUAACAUUAUGCCCAAGUGGAGAGUUCACUUUAAUUUCCAAAAUAUGUUUCAUGAAACCCCCUGUCAGAUACUCUGUGGAAAAGGGGUUCUGUUAUGAAAUAAAUGUGGCACUUCCUGCA